AUGGCAGCGGUAACUUCCAAUCAAGAGAAAGCUGGGCCUUCCAUUUGUGGGUAUCAUUUUCAAUGGCUUGCCUUGCUUGCAAAAUCAUUAUUGGAGCUUGCAAGACAAGCGAAGAAACUAGGAGAAGAUGAUCCAAGAAGGAUUAUUAACUCACUCAAGGCAGGGCUUUCUAUUAUUUUGGUUUCUUUAUUUUACUACGUUGAACCUCUUUACAGUAGUUUUGGUGUCAAUACAACCUCGGCUGUCAUGACUGCUGUUGUCAUCUUUGAAUUUUCUGUGGGAGCAACACUUGGGAAGGGUGUUAAUAAAAUGUUAGCCACAUUAGGAGCUGGUGCUCUGGGCCUUGGAGUUCACCGUUUAGCAACACUGUCUGGAAAAACAGGCGAGCCCGUAGUUAUUGACCUCUUCGUCUUUGCAAUAGCUGCAAUGGCGACUUUUGCGAGAAUUUUCCCCAGAUUGAAGGCGAAGUGUGAUUAUGGACUGAUGAUAUUUAUAUUGACAUUCUCCUUAGUAUCAGUAUCGAGUUAUCGAGAGGAAAACAUACAAAAAAUGGCACUUGAGAGGCUCCUAACAAUCACUGUUGGAUGUUUCAUUACUAUUCUUGUCAAUAUCUGUAUUUGCCCUGUAUGGAUUGGAGAGGAUCUCCACAACCUAGUUGCUCUCAACAUUGAAAAGCUUGGAAUCUUUUUACAAGGAUUUGGUGGAGAAUACUUUGAAAUGUAUGAAGAAGGAUUGCCAAGUAAAGAUAGGUCGUUUCUUCAAGGAUAUAAAAGUGUUUUCAAUACACAAAGUCGUGAGGAAAACAUGGCUAAUCUGGCAAGAUGGGAACCGGGUCAUGGUCGGUUUAGGUUUCGACAUCCUUGGGAACAAUACUUGACGAUUGGGAGCCUAACUCGGCAAUGUGCCAUCAAAAUUGAUGUUCUAAACAACUAUAUUGACCGUCAAAUCCAACCUUCUUUGGAAAUUCCAAGUCAAGUCAAAGAACAUUGCACGAUGAUAAGCUUGGAAUGUGGGAAAGCUCUCAAGGAAUUAUCGUCUUCAAUCAGAAUGAUGAUCCGAGCAGAAACUACUCUUCUCCACAUUGGAAACUCAAAAAUUGCUGCUGAAAAUCUAAAAUCCCUUUUUAUAUCAGGCCUGUGGAAAGAAGCAGACCCGUUAGAGAGAGCACCAGCCACUGCUGUUGCUUCCCUUCUGUUGGAGGUUAUUCAGUGCACUGAAAGAAUUUCCAAUGCGGUACAAGAAUUAGCCUCUUUGGCAGGUUUCCAGAAUAUGGAAUCUUCACGGUCACUAGAACAACAGCAAGAAUCAAACCAGCGAAUAUAUAGCAUCAACUUACAAAACCAUGAAAUUACAAUUGGUGAAUGA
Molecule: messenger RNA, 1365 nt
Organism: Hevea brasiliensis (rubber tree)
Lineage: Eukaryota; Viridiplantae; Streptophyta; Magnoliopsida; Malpighiales; Euphorbiaceae
Product: aluminum-activated malate transporter 2-like
Exons: 6
Coding region: 1-1365 (454 amino acids)
Biological process (GO): malate transport
Cellular component (GO): plant-type vacuole membrane
Source: RefSeq, a predicted model, not a curated record